GGCUUGAGAACGAGUUUAGGAAUUACUUAGCACGAAGCAUCUGCAUUCGAUUUCGGUACAUAUGAAUGCAUACGGAGGUCGAUUUUACUUCGCGCAGAAAAAAACAUAAGCAUACAUGUACAAUGUACUGUACAAGUACGUGUACACCUGUAGGCUUGGUGCUGGGACCAUGGGGUCCCAGGGGGUACAUGAACAGGUACGGUACGGGUACAGAUUUUGAGAGCAACAGCGCCUUCAAGCGAUAAGGUUGUCACGCAAUGCACUUGCCGGCGCGGCCGGGUGCUGUCAUUUAAACCCCCUAGCUGCUAGUAAAAAAGUGGUCACCGUGCCAGCUCGUUCACUAUUUGCAAGUUUGACACAUUUUCUUCUGUCAAUAAACAGUAUAAAAACCACUGUGUUCUGGAUGUUGAGACCAUUUCGAGGAGAAAUUAGUUUAAUGCCACACUUGACAUAACUUUUGAAGGACAUAAACAACUUCUGGCGAUAAGCGACGACAGAAGAGAACUUCAGCAUGAAGGAUUUUAUGAAGAAGCUAAGGCAGCUUUCCUACACAUUGCGUGGCUCGCAAUGUUAUCAUGCCGACUAUCAGCUGCGGAAUAUCAACUACGGUCGUGCAGGUGGAUUUCCUUUGCGGAGCACACUCACUGGCAAUCAAUGAAUGAGCAACAGUCACCAUGCAACUUAUUAGACUUCAGAAGGAGGACAAGGCAAGUGUUGAUUAUGGGAGGGGGGGACCUGGAAUGCCAACCACUUCUCCCCCUUUUGCCCAACCAUGGAAAAGGGAACAGGCCAAACUCCACGAUCAUCAUUGAGAUUUCGGGCACCACCACCACGUCCACCAACAACAACAACAGCGUGCCGGAGAAAUCCAGCCACGCGACCAUGGGGGAUAAGAUCCCAGAGUUCCAAGAGCCCAUCACCUCCUUGACUUUUGAGUGUCACACCCACUGGCAGGACUCCUUCCUGGUGCUGCGCGAGCUCUACGAGCGGCGGGCACUCUGUGACGUGACCUUGGAGGUGGGCACGGCUCAACUCCGCUGCCACCGACUGGUGCUGGCCUGCGGCAGCCCCUACUUCCGUGCCAUGCUGACCUCUGAGAUGCGGGAGAGCCGCGAGGAGGUCAUAUCCAUCCAUGACAUCGACGAGACGUCUGUGGAGGCUCUGGUGGCCUUCCUCUACACAUCCACCAUCCUCCUGACGGUGGACAACGUCCAGAAACUCCUGCGGGCUGCCUCGCUGCUGCAGAUUGAAACGGUGGCCAAAGCCUGCUGCGACUUCAUGGCCUCACACCUCCAUCCUUCCAACUGCCUGGGCGUACGGAGCUUCGCUGAGCUCCAUGGCCAGAACGAGCUCCUGAGAGCAGCAGACCUUUACACCUAUGACCAUUUCAGAGAGGUGGUAUCAAGUGAGGAGUUCCCCAGCAUAAGCCCUGCUCACCUGUACGACAUCAUCGCCUCGCCAGACAUUCGUAUUGAGAAUGAGACUCAGGUGUACCAGGCUGUCAUGAAGUGGGUGAGGUGCGACCUCCCCAACAGAGUCAGGGACUUGCCCCGCCUUAUAUCAGCGGUCCGUCUUCCCAUGGUUCCCCUCAGCUUCUUGAUGGAGGUCGUGGAAUCUGAGGAACUGAUCAAGAAGUGCCAUGGGUGCCGAGACUUUGUGGACGAGGCCAAGAACUACCACCUGUCCGUCAAAGCCCUGCCCCUCAGCCCCAAGCGCAUCUUCCGGUCGGAGCGCAGCCAACCCAGGAAGAGCACAGCAGGUGUGUUAUUUGUUGUCGGUGGCCGGGGAGCGUCGGGGGACCCAUUCAAGUCUAUCGAGUGCUACGACCUCCGCAGCAACCGCUGGUUCCACGUGGCCGAGCUGAACUACAAGCGAAGGCACGUGGGCGUGGUGUCCUCGGGAGGUAAAGUAUAUGCUGCUGGUGGACAUGAUGGCCGGGACCAUCUCAACAGCAUGGAGGUAUUUGAUCCUAGAACCAACAAAUGGACGCUGCUGUCACCGAUGAAGACCAAAAGGCGGGGCUUAGCUGUCACCCAGCUGGGGGGUCCACUCUAUGCCAUCGGGGGGCUGGACGACAACACAUGCUUCAGUGAAGUGGAGCGGUACGACAUUGCCAGUGACACCUGGAGCUACGCCGCUUCGAUGACCAUGGCCAGAGGGGGUGUGGCCGUGGCCACACUGAAUGACCACAUCUACGCAGUCGGUGGCAAUGACGGCUCCACCACUCUCAACACCUGCGAGCGGUACGACCCCCACCUCAACAAGUGGACGAUGGUCGCCUCCAUGCAGACCAGACGAGCGGGUGGGGGAGUCCUGGCCCUCAAUGGGUACCUCUACGUCAUAGGUGGGUUUGAUGACAGCUCCCCUCUGAACUCAGUGGAGCGAUAUGACCCACGGACCAAAUGCUGGAGCAGUGUGAAGCCGAUGUCGGAGUGCCGUGGAGGCGUGGGCGUCUCGGUCAUCAGCGGAAAGAUCUACGCCAUCGGUGGCCACAACGGGUCCUCCUACCUCAUGUCUGGAGAGUGCUACGACCCAGACACAGACAAAUGGACAGCGAUCAAGGACAUCAGCACGUGCCGGGCAGGGGCCGGGGUUGUGAUCUGCCACUGCCUAGUCCAGUCCCUGAAGGACAUUGGCAAGAACAGCCGCGUCCACAGCUGUGUAUGAUGGACCCAGGAAUUGGCCUAGAGAGAAGAGACGAUUCCGAGCUGUUAAACCUUGAUGAAGUGGGGGAGAGCCCAACCGGGCCUUCGGUAUAUUUACCAAUCAUUGACCAAUCCUGCAAAUUGGAAGGACCGAGUGAGGGAUGCUGCUUAGGAUCUCUGCCUCUGUUAAUUUUUACACACUGAGACUUUACAAAAUUCAACUGUGCCUUGAUCAUCGGUCUUAGUGUGUUGUGGGGUCUUAAUUCUGUGGUAAAGAUUCCCACUCUACGUAGAUGAGGUACUCCUAUGACCACGGAUGCUUCCCAAGUCAGAUUUGUACUGGUGGUUACUUUAGCGAUUUGAUUGUUUGUCUAAACUGUUCAUUUUCUUUUGUAGAUUGACAUAAUGAAUUUUCAGUGUUGUUGUUUCCAACAUCUUGUUUUGUGCUUUCUGCAACAUUAUACUUGUGGUAGAAUCAUCCACCAGCGCAGGCUGCAGUUUUUUAAAUACUGCACUGUGGUAGGAAAAGUUACAAGUUGCCACUUUGCUAGGGCGUCACUUGGAACACAUGUUAUGGCACCCAGACUUUUCUGUAAUGUAAUCUGCAGAAGUCAUAUGAUGGCAGUAGUUAGCAAACCGAGGGUGCCUUUUUUUCACACUUCUAACACUAAGAAGUCAACAUCAUUGGUAAAGAGACCUUAUAUUUACAGGUCGGCCAUAUUGAAGUGAAAGCGAAGUUAAUUUUUCAUUUUUUGAACUGAGGAGCAAAAAUGAAUAACGAAAUAAAAGCUCACUUUCAAAUUAAUGACAGUUUAUACUGAAAAACAAAAGUGAGACUUGGAACCCCAAAUAGUCUGGCACUGCCCCACUUAUUACAAAUCACAUUGAUCAUAAAUGGCUUCCCCUUGAAUAGGAUCUAUCUUUGUUUGGGUAUUUGCCUUCUUCUAUGCAUUCCUGAGAACAUCUGGAACUUCAGUGAAGUGAACAGAAAGGCCCCUUGUUAUUUGGGCUUUGUCUUUUUUGUCAAGUAUAUUUUGAUUGCCUUGCUUGUCCAUGUAAAAAGUACACCUGUAAAUAUUUGUACAUGUGGUCUGAACAACAGUUGUAUUUAACAGACACUGAACAGUCUGUGGUUUUGCUUCAAAGUUAAGUUCUGCUCGUUUGAAAGCAUGCUUCUUACAUCUGCCUUGCUCUUAGCAUGUUGUGCUCGCUCUUCUAGAAGUCUGGCUGUUUUGUUCAUAUUUUAUAAUGCAUUUCCCGUAACUUGGAUUUUACUUAAAGAAAUCAGAAAAUAAGUGUUGUGCGGGAAAUGUUUAAAAGAUUGGGAACUACAUGUGUGAUUAGUUACUAUUUCAAUUUGAGCACAUCACCGGAAUUCGGUGUGCUUUCUUUUCAAACGGAUGUACAUGUAUUUCAGAGAAAUCAAAGAAACAUGGCUGUGCUUUAAAGACUUUAAAGAUGAAUGUUUUGGCCUAAAAAUAGUGUCACAUGAAUGAAUGUCAAUAGAGGCUUUGUGUGGUAACCGUGUUGCAGGGCAGUUGUUUGUUCGAUAGGUAAGGCCGUGUCCGAAUUACUUGGCUGUGACCUGAAAUUACGCACGA
Molecule: messenger RNA, 4246 nt
Organism: Acanthaster planci (crown-of-thorns starfish)
Lineage: Eukaryota; Metazoa; Echinodermata; Asteroidea; Valvatida; Acanthasteridae
Gene: klhl8
Product: kelch like family member 8
Molecular function (GO): protein binding
Source: RefSeq, a predicted model, not a curated record